AUGAAAGUUCUCGAGCGGAUACAUAACAUAAACAGACAUGAGGUAGAUGUUAAAGCACUUGGCGAGGUGUUUCGAGAGAAGAAACAACAGCUUGAGGACACAGAAGCUACGAAAUCAAAGACAGAAGCCUACUCUAUUUUUCAUCUCUUUUGCACCCCUCAACUUAUUGCGUAUACAGUAGCACUGUCUGAAUAUCGAUUCAAAUGGCUUGGAAGAAAAAUAAGUCAUCACAUUUUCUGCGUUAUCACCAUGAUUUUCUUGUUUGCUUCGAUGAUUGGAGAUCUCACAAAUGCUCCAACCGCCAUCGUUGUGCAGCUCUUUGCCGUGCUUGGCAUCAUUUGUAAUGAGAUCUUUCCAACGGCCCUUCGAAAUACCUCGUAUGCCUUCACGCAGUUCGUUCAAAGUAUCGCUCCGAUUCUCGCCCCGCAUCUCUAUUCAGUGUCAGGAAGCCACAAAUGGCUUCCACCUGUAAUCAUGCUCGCGUGGGUCUUUGCCGAUAUCAUCGUUUUUGCUUUUUGCUAUUCC
Mesorhabditis belari is the source of this 525-nucleotide messenger RNA. The record is from the annotation of a GenBank genome assembly. NCBI's taxonomy places the organism in Eukaryota, Metazoa, Nematoda, Chromadorea, Rhabditida, Rhabditidae.